This is a messenger RNA of Meyerozyma guilliermondii ATCC 6260, 1857 nucleotides long. RefSeq names its product LMBR1 domain-containing protein. Gene Ontology annotation, cellular component: membrane. Lineage: Eukaryota; Fungi; Ascomycota; Pichiomycetes; Serinales; Debaryomycetaceae. The record is from RefSeq and is a predicted model, not a curated record. The coding region runs from base 1 to 1857 and encodes 618 amino acids. The transcript has a single exon.
AUGUGGCUAGUGUGCCUUCCGUGUUUCGCGGCGUCGAUGUUUCUAUCGCUUUUCGGAAUCCGCUAUUACAUAAGGAUUCUCCGUUAUCCCGCGUUUUUGCUGGUCCCGGUGGUGUUGGCAGUAUUUAUGCCUCUUUCUAUUAUUUUCUUGUUGCCCAUUGAUUACAUCUCGCAUCACGUCAAACAUACAUUCUUUGAGGUCCCGGAGUCGGUAAUCUUGUUCUUAUGGAAAUCUAACUACUGGAUCACGUUUUUUCUCACUUGGCUCAUUUUGCCUUUUUUGCAAUCAUUUUACAGUUCCGGCCAUUAUAACAGUUCUGGCAAAGUUAAGGAUGCCAUACGAAGAAAUCUUCGUUUUCAAUUGAUCAUGUUGGCGGUGUCCAUUUUUGGAGCCAUUUAUCUUAUGCUAGAGGCAGGUUUGACCGUGGGUCAUAUGAAGCUCAUGGUGAUUGCUUUGGCGCAUCUUUACUCGUUGUUGCUUGCGUUGUGGUUGAUGUCUCAUGGCAUGGUCAGCAUCCCGCGCACCAUGUGGAUAAGCGGCAGUGUUCUUCUGGAGCUCAAUUACCACUAUGUAAAAGUUCCUCCUCUCGUGGACCAUUUGGAGGACUCAAAAGUGUCACUUCAAGAAGAUGCGUUACAAGUGAUGGUGAUGGCUCGUAACUUUGGCGGCGAAGGCGCCGAAUCGUUUCAGUUUCGGGACUGGAUCUUGCUGCUUUCUCGAAAAAUACCGGAUGACAUUUCCAUGUCCAUCGAGCGCCAGUUCCCAGACGCUGUAAACGAGACGAUUUCUCGUGACAAGUUGACGGUGGACUACAUGACCAAGCUCAACGCGCGGUUUAACGUCAAUCUUGAGCGAGUUGUGGCCUACAAGGCGGAAUUCGAUACGUUGUUUCGCAAAAUUAUCAUUCUUGAAGACAUAGAAAUGGCCAAGGCAAGCCAAGAGAGAGAGGUUCAUUACCGAAUCGACAACUUCCGUGCAAAUUUGUCGCCCAAAUUGGGCUUGUAUGUCCAUGGCUACUUUGCACCUGCCGUUCGUCGCAUUUGGUCGUUGUGCCUUUUCGCCAUGUCUUUUUUGAUUCUUGAAUCGGAAAUGUUGGGCUCACAUCUUUCCUUGAUCAACAAGCUCCUCGUGGCCUCAAACUCCAGCUUUUGGAAGUUGGCUUUCUCAUGUACAACUUUUUCGUACAUGCUUUUUGCAGCCCUCAACUCGCUCACCAAGGUCAAAAUCUUCAACAUGUACCAUCUUGUGCCCCACAAUUCCGACCCGGUGUCGGUUUGUUUCUUCACCACAUACAUUGCCCGUUUGACCAUCCCACUUUCGUACAACUUCUUGACGUUAUUUGCAUCGCGCGAGUCGGUGUUUGAGAGCUGGUUCGGCAAAUCCAUCCACCUCACUGGUCUUUUCAAUAUCUUGAACGACUGGCUUCCUCGGCUCGUAUUAUUGCCUGUGAUAUUAACUACAUUCAAUAUCUAUGAUCGUCUUAAAAGAAGACUUGGGCUCGAUUCUUGGGCCUUUGACGACGAUGAAGAACUGGGUCAAAGAGCCGAUUUGCAAAUUGUCGAAGCCAAGCGUAUUAUCAACCGAGAAAUGUUCAAAAGACUGCAACAGGGAGACCCCACAUCAUUACGAGAAUUCAAUCUUGCUUCUGCAGCAAACACUAAUUACCAAGCCAACCGACAACUGUUCCAUGACUCGUUGAGCAAUCGAAUCGAUAAUCCAGCAAUCGACUCUGAUCAAGAAUCAGAACCAUCCAACAAACCAGGAAUUUGGGGACGAAUGAACAAUGUGGUGAAUGGAGUAGCUGCUCGUUUCACCACCAACAAUCCUACACAACCGUACAGAGAUGAUGUAUUAUAG